CACGCGGCCUUCACGAGAGUUUCUUUGUGUUCAGGUUGCUGCUGUGGCACAGAGGCUGCGGCGCCCACCUUGGAGCAGUGCGUUUCUACAGGCGAGUCUCAGCCCCACUCUCCCAAGGCGGUGCCUCCUUCCCAGAAGACCCACCCCUGCGAGAUAUGUGGCCCGGUGUUGAGACGCCUUUCCCACUUGACUGAGGAGGGGGGAACACAGCACAGCUUGAAGCUGUUGAGGUGUGGGGCUGGUACGGGACACUUCCCUUUCAGGCCCGGUCUCCAGAAGCACCACACACAGCCCAUGGGAGAGGAUCCCCUCAGAAGCCAUGUGGAGAGGGCCUGGCUUGUGAAGAGCUGCAGCACCAGCGAGUCGCGGGAGCCCGUUACCUGCGGGGAGGUUGGGAGUGGCUCCUGGGCCUCUGUAGGGCAUCUGCAGCAACAGGCCGCUCCCGCUAGGCCAGAUGGCACCUCUGAGUGUGGGGUGGCGGUCCAAGUCAAGACUGCUCACAACAUCUGGCGACUGCACACACCAGCUCUCAUUCCCACACACACACUCACUCCAGAUCAGGGUGUCCACGCGGGAAAACAGUAUUUUGUGUGCCGUGACUGCGGGGAGACGUUCAGACGUGAGGUCUCACUUCUCAUUCACCAGAGAGUCCACACUCGUGAAAGGUUCCGUGUGCUUGCUGAAUGUGACAGGUCUUUUAAGCAAACCACAGCCCUUCGUCACCAUCAAAGCACUCGCACAGUGAGAAGGCGCCGCAGGUGCGGCCAGUGUGGGAGGUCUGUUAACUGGAAGUUUGUCUUUAUCAGUCCUUGGAGAAGUCAGGCUGGAGCAAAUUUUUUGUGCAGUGAAUGUGCACGAGCUGUUGGCCGCAAAUCCACGCUUAUCCUGCAGCGCACAGCUCGUGACGGGGGACGGUGUUAUGGGUGCACACAGUGUGGAGCUUCAUUCAGACAAAAAUUUUACUUGUUUCUACACUGGGGAAUUCACGGCAGGAAAAGACCUUACAAGUGCAGUACAUGCAGCAAAGCAUUUGCCAAUAAGUCAGUACUUACUCUGCACCAGAGAGUGCACCGAGGAGAAAGGCCCUUUAGGUGCAGCGCGUGUGGGACAUCGUUUACACACAGCUCAGUACUCAUUCUCCACCAGAGGGUUCAUGCGGCAGAAAGGCCUUACGCGUGCAGUGAGUGCGGGAAGUCCUUCGGCCGUCAGUCUUCCCUCGUGCAGCAUCAGGUCACUCGUUGUAGGAAAAGGUCUGCUGAGUGCACUGACUGUGGAACAUCUUUAAAGUCCGUCUCCAGCCUCCAUUAUCAUAAAAGAAUUGCCACAGGAGAAAGGCCUGAUAAGUGCAGUGAGUGUGAGAAAUCCUUCAGCGAUGGCUCCCAGCUCAGUCAGCACCCCAGAGCUCACGCUGUAGAGAAGCUCGAGUGCACUGACUGUGGGAAAUUUCUUAGCCGCAAAUCUUUCCUUUCCCACCAGAGACUUCAUUCUGGAGAAAGGACAUACGAGUGCAGCGAAUGUAGGAAAUCUUUUACCUGCAGCUCCACUCUCCUUACUCAUCAGAGAAUUCACACGGGAGAAAGGCCUUACAAGUGUAGCGAGUGUGGGAAAUGUUUUACUCAGAGCUCAUCCCUCACGGAGCACUGGCGAAUUCACACGGGAGAAAGGCCAUUUGCGUGUAGUGAAUGUGGAAAGUCUUACACCCAGAGAUCGACACUCAACCGACACGUGCGAGUUCACACAGGAGAAAGGCCUUACUGUUGCAGUGAGUGUGGGAAGGCCUUCACCAGAAGAAAUGAACUCAUCAUCCACCACAGAGUCCACACGGGGGAAAGGCCAUAUGAGUGCAGACAGUGUGGGAAAUCUUUUACCUCUAGCUCUAAACUUCGUUAUCAUCAGAGAGUUCACACGGGAGAAAGGCCUUAUGACUGUGCUGAAUGUGGGAGGUCAUUUAAACGAGGGGGCCAUCUUCUGACACACCAGAGAGUGCACACGGGGGAAAGGCCGUAUGAGUGCAGUGAGUGUGGGAAAUCUUUUGCCUCUAGCUCCAAACUUCGUGACCACCAGAGAGUUCACACAGGAGAAAAACCUUAUGACUGUGGUGAAUGUGGGAAAUCCUUUAGGGAUAAAUCCCAAUUCAAUAAACACCAGACACAUCACACUAGAGAAAGGCCUUAUGAUUGUACUGAGUGUGGAAAACUCUUUAGCCAUAAAUAUUCCCUUUCGCAACACCAGAAACUUCAUACUGGAGAAAUGUCUUAUGAGUGUAGUGAAUGUGGGAAAUCUUUCACACGUAGCUCCGGACUCCUGUAUCACCAGAGAAUUCAUACAGGAGAAAGACCUUAUGGCUGCAGUGAAUGUGGGAAAUUCUUUAGGGAUAGUUCUUCAUUUUAUAAACACCAAAGAGUUCACACAGGAGAAAGGCCCUAUGGUUGUACUCAAUGUGGAAAAUCAUUUAGCGAUAAAUCUUCCCUUUCUAAACACCAGAGACUUCACACUGGAGACAGGUUUUAUAAGUGUGGUGAAUGUGGGAAGUCUUUUACUUGUAGCUCCGGGCUCCACGCUCAUCAGAGAGUUCACACAGGAGAAAGGCCCUUUGAGUGUGGUGAAUGUGGGAAGACUUACACCCAGAGGUCAACAUUCAUUCGACACAAGAGAAUUCACACUGGAGAAAGGCCUUAUAAGUGUGGUGAAUGUGGGAAGUCUUUUAUCUGUAGCUCUGGGCUCCACUCUCAUGAGAGAGUUCACACGGGAGAAAGGCCCUUUGAGUGUGGUGAAUGCGGGAAGACUUACACCCAUAGAUCAGCCCUCAUUCGACACUGGAGAGUUCACACGAGAGAAAGGCCUUAUAAGUGUGAUGUGUGUGGGAAAACUUUUAGCCAAAGUUCUGCACUUCGUGUACACGAGAACUCACACUAGAGAAGGUGGCUGCACCCUGUCAGAUAGCACAUGCAGACGUAGGACGUCUGUGGCAGAAGUUUUACACCCCAUCAGUGUCAGAGACAUCACAGCCUCCCGCGCCACCCCCGGUUCAUCCCAUCGCCCUGGGAGGGGCCUGUGGGGGCCUGUAGCUGAUGUCCAUAGAACGAGGAGCUGCUAGGUUCCCGCUCCAUCCAUUAAGGGUGGAUCUGAGCAGUGUGAAGCUAGGAAAGACUGGGGGAAAGGACUUGGGGCAGAGGCAAGAUGACCAGGAGGAGCCCUGGAGCAGAGAGAUAUGAAGAAACCUUGCUGGAUGGCUGGCCUUGGGCUUGCACCGGCAACUUGGGAAACAUGGAAGGAGACACUUGGGAGAGAGAGAGAGACGUGGCUGAGAGACCCGUGGGGAGGUGACAGUGGCGGCCUUUAUCUUGGGUAUUUUGUUCCUUUCCUUCCAGACUCACCUGUCCUGUCCCUCUUCUGUAGGCCCCACCAGAAGGUGCCUUAGACAUGUGGCAAGAGCUCAGGCCUCAGUGGCCUUUCCCUGGGCCAAGCCUGUUUGGCGGGGCAUUUACCCACGAAGGGAGGGGCAACUUGGGAUGCUUCAUGGGAAGCUGCUGUAACUUGUUUCCCUUCUGUUCAUUGCACACUGUAUGAGGCUUUUCUAGUAAAGACUUCAUGCACUGAGAGUAUGUUUGUCUUGAUGCGGCAGAGCAGGUGGGUGUGGGAAACCCACAUACCCUUCAUUCUGCCCCUAGACAGCACCCAGCCCCGGGCCAGCCCAGACAGGAAGGGGCUGGCAGGGCCACAGCACUGCCCAGACCACAGUGCCCACUGCCCAAGGUUGUUCCAAGGCCUCCAGGAGGGUCCCUCCACCCCAACCUCCUAAAGAGGCCGCAUGCAGAUGUCUGGGUGCUGUGCCCCAGCCCCAAGGGAACCUGGAGACAGGGGCAUUAGCCUGUGAAGCCCAGAAGCCCUCGGAUGCUUCCGUGGACAGCAGACCCAAGCAGGUAUUAUCCCAGCGUGGCGCAGCCCCAGUGGAUGCUGCGGAACAACCAGUGACGUGACUAUACUUAGAAAUCUCUAUUUCGCUAAGUUUCAAAGUCAAAAGGAAACCUCCUUACAGGCCUUUCCCCCUUAUGAAGCCGUCUGCAGCUCUGCCCACCCCUGACUGCAGGCGUCUCUCGCUGUCCCCUAAUCUGACUUUUAGAACUGUAAGAAAAAUCAGAGUGGAGCCCACGGGGCCUGAGAAUGCUGCCAAGAAGGGGCCCCACACCCGCCCGCCCCCUCUGCCCCAGCCCCUCUAGCAGGACAGAGUCUGGAACUGCUGCCAGCGUCGGCCCAGUCGCUGCCGCCUCCGGGAAGAGGAGACGGGCCCAGGACGGCGGCGGGAAACGCCGGCUUGGAAACGCUGCCAGAUCAUCGAGGCCACUGCCCCUGAGGGGUCAUUUGGGGCCUACAGGAGAGGGACAGGACAGGUGAGUCUGGAAGGAAAGAGUGUCCCCAGACACUCAGGAAGUCGGGUUUUCUGUCUUGCAGUGAAGUCAGAGGGACCUAGGGCAGCUGGGGCGCAGAACGCAGCGAGUGCAGACAGCGCCCUCGGCUGGCCGCGCGCGGCGCCACAGCCGCAGCGAGCUGGCCGUCCUGCAGCCCUUCCCAGUAAGCGCAGUCCCUGAGCAGACGCUGCCUGGAGCAUCACGGAAGGCAAGGGUCACAGCGUCACACAGACCCCCACUCCCGGGAAACAGGGCUCUAACUGGAGUGAAGUCCUAACAGCCCCCCGUUCUGCUCAGUGCAGUACCCGCGAGAGGAAGGUCCCUACCUCAGGCGGGCGGGGAGCCGCCCUUUACCCUGUAACUGCAGAAAUCCCCGAAAUCACAGAGUCCGGGCCUGGUGGUGCUCAGAAAGGGGCCACUCGGGUCCAGCCUCCACUCCAGACCCUUUAAUAAACUCGAUUUUGCUCACCGCCGCCUUUGGCCAA
Molecule: messenger RNA, 4894 nt
Organism: Condylura cristata (star-nosed mole)
Lineage: Eukaryota; Metazoa; Chordata; Mammalia; Eulipotyphla; Talpidae
Product: zinc finger protein 11-like
Exons: 1
Coding region: 295-2916 (873 amino acids)
Biological process (GO): negative regulation of transcription by RNA polymerase II
Molecular function (GO): DNA-binding transcription repressor activity, RNA polymerase II-specific
Source: RefSeq, a predicted model, not a curated record